AUGCUGUUCACGAGCAGCAGCUGCAGAAACAACAGCAGCAACUCCAGCAGCAGCAGCAGCAGCAGCAGCAGCAGCAGCAACAGCCAUAGCAGCAACUCGCUAGUGCUGCAGCAGCAGCAGCAGCUAACAGCGGAUGCUGCAGCAGCAAGCAGCAGCUUUAAGGCCAGCAGAUGCAGCAGCUCAUGCAUGCAUCAGCAGCACGCAGCAGCAAACGCAGACACAGCAGCAGCUGAUGCAGCAGCAGCAGCAGCAAGCAGCAGGCAGCAGCAGCAGCAGAACCUCUAUAAGCUCCAAGACAAGCAAACUCUGAAGCAAACAGCAGCAGCAGCAGCCGCCGCCGCCGCCGCUUUCUCUCUUCUUUUUCAUAUCUUCAGCAGCAGCAGCAGCACCAGCAGCUGGCCAGCAGCAGCAGCAGCAGCAGCAGCAGCAGCAGCAGCAGCAGCAGCAGCGAUGAGCAAUGUCUUUUUUCAAGGGCCUGAAGCUCCAAGACAAGCAAACUCUGAAGCAAACAGCAGCAGCAGCAGCAGCAGCCGCCGCCGCUUUCUCUCUUCUUUUUUAUAUCUUCAGCAGCAGCAGCAGCACCAGCAGCUGGCCAGCACCAGCACCAUCAGCAGCAGCAGCAGCAGCAGCAGCAGCAGCAGCAGCAGCGAUGAGCAAUCAGCAGCAGCAGCAGCAGCAGCAGCAGCAGCAGCAGGAGAAGCAGCAGCAGCAGCAGCAGCAGAGUGGGCAAGGCCAAUGGGAUUUCUGCUGUGCUGCUGCGAUCAUCAUCCCUUUCCUCAGCAGCAGCAGCAGCAGCAGCAGCAGCAGCAGCAACAGGAGAAGCAGCAGCAGCAGCAGCAGCAGAGUGGGCAAGGCCACACACACAACGGGGCUGCAGCAGCAGCAGCAGCAGCAGCAGCAACUGCAGCAACAACAACAACGACACCUGAAGCGGCAGCAGGAGUACAUGUAGCAGCAGCAGCACCUGGAGCAGCAGCAGCAACAGCAGCAGCAGCAGCAGCAACUGCAGCAGCAGCAGCAGCAGCAACUCCUUAUCAAGAGGGUUGCAGCAACAAGCGGGAGGAUGACUGUGGAUGGGCUGACGGCGCGGAAGCAGCAGCAGCAGCAACAGCAGCAGCACCUGCAGCAGCAACAGCAGCAGGAGCAGGAGCAUCAACAGCAGAUGCUGCUGCUGCUGCAUCUACAACCCACCACACAAUGCAUGCGCACGGGGACGCGGCUGCUGCUCCAGCACACACAACGGGGCUGCAGCAGCAGCAGCAGCAGCAGCAACAACAACAACAACGACACCUGAAGCGGCAGCAGGAGUACAUGUAG
Messenger RNA from Eimeria mitis, 1317 nucleotides. RefSeq lists its product as uncharacterized. NCBI's taxonomy places the organism in Eukaryota, Apicomplexa, Conoidasida, Eucoccidiorida, Eimeriidae. The coding region runs from base 1 to 1317 and encodes 438 amino acids. The record is from RefSeq and is a predicted model, not a curated record. The transcript is spliced from 6 exons.